Molecule: messenger RNA, 1057 nt
Organism: Pseudoliparis swirei
Lineage: Eukaryota; Metazoa; Chordata; Actinopteri; Perciformes; Liparidae
Product: transmembrane emp24 domain-containing protein 10-like
Exons: 5
Coding region: 101-700 (199 amino acids)
Biological process (GO): intracellular protein transport; Golgi organization; endoplasmic reticulum to Golgi vesicle-mediated transport
Cellular component (GO): endoplasmic reticulum; COPII-coated ER to Golgi transport vesicle; endoplasmic reticulum-Golgi intermediate compartment
Source: RefSeq, a predicted model, not a curated record
GGAGAAGUCACGUGACGCAACCCGGAACUGGAGGGAGAAGAACGAAGGGGGCGGGGCUCCAUCUGACAGGCGCGUCCCAUCGCAACAAGGGACCCGCAGCAUGUCGACACUGUGCGUUCUGCUGCUGAUGGCGGUCCCCCUGGACCCGGUGCUCUCGCUGACAUUCCACCUGCCGGUCAACUCGAUAAAAUGCCUCCUCGAACACGUGGGCAAAGACGUGCUCGUCUCAGGCGAGUACGAAGUGAGGCAGCAGCACGAAAACACUCGGACUACUUUGAAGGUCAUUGAUUCUUUGUGGGAGACGUUGUACGUCAAGGAGAACGCCACGAAAGGGAAAUGGUCAUUCAUAACACCAAAUGACGAAAGGAUUGAAGUUUGCUUCAGCAGCAUAUCUUCAAGCACUGGGAGGGUCCCAGACCAAGUGGUCAUACUGAACCUGAAGCAUGGUGUGGAGGCCCAGAACAACAGAGAGAUUGAAAAACUGGAGAAGCUGAAGCACCUUGAGCUCCUCUCACAGUCCAUUGCAGAUGACUUCACCAACCUGAGCAAACGAGGGAAGGAGAUGCGACAGACAAAUAGUUCCACCAAUAGGCGGCUGCAGCUCUUCAGCGUCACAUCCGUCUGCUGUUGUCUUGCUUUGGCCUCGUGGCAGAUUUUCUACUUGAGACGAUUCUUCAAGACCAAGAAGCUGAUUGAGUAAAUACUGCUGAGGGGCUGAAAGUCUGGGAACAUAUACACGGCCACCGCAACGCGCCUUUUGCUGCAUUCGUCUUCACGCGUCACAUUUCGCCCGAUGCAUAUUUGAAGGGUUCGUGUGGAGAAAAAACACAACGGAUAUCGUUUGUCCUCCAGGAAAUAUCAAACUGGUCUUGUGUUGUUUUAAUCACAUAUUAUUCAUUUUCCCAAAUCAUGCUUUUUUUCUUUGUUGUUUUUUAAUUCAGUUUAAGAAUGUUAUUAGCAAAUGAGCGAUUGCUGUAAGAACAGUUUGUGUAUUUGUUUGCUAUAUAUGUUAAAUAUGUUGUUCAUAUUAAAAGUCUUCCUGUGAAUUCACAAACAA